Molecule: messenger RNA, 5276 nt
Organism: Mytilus californianus (California mussel)
Lineage: Eukaryota; Metazoa; Mollusca; Bivalvia; Mytilida; Mytilidae
Exons: 11
Coding region: 162-4622 (1486 amino acids)
Source: RefSeq, a predicted model, not a curated record
GUCAAGUUGCACAUUUUUAAUAUUUUGAUAUAUAUAUAUAUUAUAUAUAUAUAUGUUACGCUUUAUUCAAUGUUAUAGUUACAAGCAAGUUUGAAGUGACAUUUCACGGAGAAGCCAUGUAAAGCCAAAGGAUGUUAUAUAUCCCAAGAGAAUAAGACGCAAUGAAUAAAGACGGCGACAGAAUCAGUAAUCAAAAUCAGACGGAUGGCGCUCAUCGCAUUGUAUCUGGAACAGAAGUGGAUGAAAUUAAAGGUAAUGACUCAAGCUUAAACAUGGAAAAAAGAACUCCUAAAAACAAUGGUAAACAAGCAGAAAGAAACGAGACACAUUUACCACCCGAUGUCGGCUUCACGGAUAACAAUGUUCCUGGAACAGAUGUUCCGCUGAGCAGGAUACAUAAAAACAGUGUUUCGAGCAGCAAUAACUUGGAUGAAUACAAUGACAUAUCUGAACAAACGGAGACGGGAGUAGUAGCUGAGAAUAGUCGAGGUGAAAGUGAACCCAUAUCUCUUCACCCAGAUAUUCAACAUAAUAAGGAAAAGGGAGCAAUACCGAAGAAAUGUGUUGCACACAUAGAAGAUAUAAUACGGAAAGGACAUAAUAAGAUUAAAGUUGAUACUGACCAAGACGAACAUGACAAACAAAGCGAUUUAAACAAUUCAGCAUCUCGUCAUUCAGAUGAUAAUGUAAAAGAUAAAAUUGAUGAGGAAGUUGAUAUUUAUCUACAAAAUAAAAAGAAAGAAGACAAGAACAUUAUUAUCAAAGCUGUCAUGAAAUAUAUCUGUGCUUGUCUGAACUCUGAUGGAGGUGUUGUUAAACUAAAAAAUCACCACUGGAAAAAGGCAAUUGGCAAAGACUUAGAUGACUGGUAUAAUGAUUUGGAAAAACAAUUAUUUGAUGAUUCAAGUAAAUUCAUCGAAUUAGAAGGAAAGUACCAUGACGAACUUUUAUUUUUACGGAUAAGACCGUUGAAUUAUAUUUUUUCUGUUGACAUGUACCUAUAUUUUCCCAGAAAUACAGAUAUUGUUGCAGUAAGAUACAAUCAAGCCAUUGAUAUUCUCCGCACAUAUGACAAAUCAGGUUCACUGACUGAACUGCCAGCUGUUGCAGGAGAUUUUGAGUAUAAAAAGACACAGUCAACACUAAGCGAGAAUGAUCAGAUACAGUUCAAAGAAAUAAAAAGUGCAAAGGUUCCUAGCAAAUUCAGCAGCAUGAUCAACAAAUACAUAUCGGCGUUUUGUAAUCAUAAAGGUGGAAGGAUCUUUUUUGGUAUAGAAGACAAGGAGUUUAAAGUUGUUGGAGUCCCACUAACAGAACUGGACAAAGAAUCAAUAACUAGAAUAAUGUACGCUAAGAUGGACCAAACCAUGAAAUGGGGCUGUGACAGCAAAUCAUAUGUGUAUGGAACUCAUUGGAGCAUUGAUUUCCUGCCAGUAAAAAUUCCAGACAAUAUUAACGUGACCAUUCCAGAAGGAACGUCUCUGGAGGUUAUCAUUGUGUCAGUGUGUAGAUAUCCCGGUGGAGUAUUUACUGACACACCGAAUGCGUAUUACAUCCGGAAAAAAGACAGAACUAUCCAACAGUUCACUUUCCAAGAAUGGAAGACCAAAAUGAUUUCUUCACACAAAGGUAUUCCAUUUACCCAAGGAUGUGGUGAGGUCUUGCAAACGUCAGUAGACAAUUUAUCCGAUGACGUAUCAGAUGCGAAUAAAACCGUCCAUCAUACACAGAGAGACGUAUUGAAUAUAAAAGAAAUUGUCAGUGAUACAGCUAGCAAUGUCUCAGUUAUAAAAGAGAUUGUCGAAGGUGGAAGCUUACCUUCUCAAAAACCAAAAAGAUCAUGGGGGACAGAAGUUUUGCAAAAAGAAAAUCGCGAGAUCUUUCAAGUACCUAGUAAUCUGUUUGAACACCAUGUAACACACGAUUACAAGUGUACAAGAAAUGAUGUAAACCUUCAGGAAAUUCUGGAAAAACACAAAUGUGUAACAGUGAAAGGAUACAUAGGUACGGGAAAGUCACAACUAGCCCUUAAUUACGGACUUCAAAUGAAAAAGGAUAACAAUUUAGUUUGGAAGUUUGAGUGUAGCAACAUUCAAGAGCUAUGGCGAUCAAUGGCUUAUCUCUUGAAAGAACUUCGAUUUAAAAUUAAAGACACAGAAAAUAAAAAAGAUGACAUCCUUUUCAUGGCAAGAACUAUCAAUGAAUAUCUCGAGAAAAAUCAUACAAGAAUGCAUAUUUUAAUAUUUGAAGACGUAAUUGAUGACUCCAGAAAUAUAAUUGAGACUUUCAUCAAUGUAUAUUUGGCAAAAAGAGGCAACCUGAAAGUUUUAGUUACGUCAUCUUUAUCAGUGACUGAAAUAGAAUUGGAAAUUGUUGGUUUUUCUGAAGAAGAAGCAAUAGAUUUUAUCGAUGCUAUAGAGGCAAACGAUGCUGAACGAGAAGAACUUGUCAAAGCAUUCAGUUGCAAUCCUUUAGGACUGAAAAUUGCUAUAAGAUACAUAAAGCAUUGCCAAAUAUCAGUUGGGGCAUUUCUUGGAAAACUUAGCGUACCAAAAGGUGCAUUAGAAAUUGAAAAUUCCCCAGUCAUUGCCCAGCGCUGCGAACUUAAACCACUAUUUCAGUCCUUACAUCUUAUUCUUAGUGACAUUCACUCAAAAGAUCCAAGCAUAUUACAAAGAAUAUUACUGAUGCAAUUUCUGGGAUCGGACAAGAUACCUGCAAUCCUGCUAGAAAACGCACAUCUAAAUUUUUUUUCUGGGAAAAUAAAAGAGGAAGGAAGGAGUAACGGCCCUUUGGAGCGUAUCGAUGAUGUAAUUUCCACAUUGAAGCACUAUUCAUUUGCUAGCGUCAGCGGGAUAGACGAGGAAAGAGUUCUUCAUACACACAGUGCUAUAUUAUUGGCAACGGAGAACUACACUUCUGAGUCAAAUGAUAUAACAGUUAUGGACAUGUUGAAAGCUCUUCUUUGGGCAGUGGUUUCCUUAAUGCACAAGGAUAAUAGAAUGAAAGCCGAUUUAGACAGACACAUAUACUUAUUACCAUAUGCUGAAUCUAUUUUGAACCGUACACGUAAAUUGUUAGAGAUUACUAACAAGGCUGAAACAAAACAAUUUAUGGACGACCUUUCAUUUUCUUUACCUCUUGUUUAUGUGAGUGAUAUUGUUGGAUACACUUAUGAUUUCGAUGAAAUGCAUCAUUUCGGAGAAGUUUAUUUCCAAUAUGCUAAAUCAUACUUUAUAGAAAUGGUGGGAAUGAGUGUGUUAAGUCAUGGCAAUACAAUUGAAGAUAUACAGAUAAAUGCGAAGAAAACAGCAACUCAACUAAAUCGAAAAAUGGCAAGUAUUUUAAAACAAAAUACAAAAAUGCUCAAUACUGUUGGUAAAUGGUAUAUUCUCAAUAAACACAGAUCACGAGACGAAUUAGAAAUCAUACAGAAUGGAUUGCAGAAGGCUGGGAAAUCACUUAACGGCAAAUUGAGAACAGACGAAGAUUUAAAUUUACUUUGUGAAAAUAAACUAGCAGUUCCAAAGAAGAGGAUAGGCUACUUUUACUUUUUUGAAGUAGGUAUUUCACUCUUGUAUAGCUACGGCAGACGACUUUUCUAUACCGUGGACAAAACCUCAGAUUCUCUCGCGGGGUAUUAUUGUUACUUUUUGUAUGUUGCCGAUCAUUUGAGUAAUAUAGUGGAUGCAUUAAACCCUGAGUGGAAAAUUCUACACAGUUUGCUUACAAAACGAAGUGGAACUAUCCAACAAGCAAUCGAGAAUUCACACUUUCCUGAAACUGACUUGAAAAAAUUGAAAAAUAUAGCAGAGCGAUGCUUAUAUUCAGUAGAAGACAAAAGCAGCAGAUACUUUCUUUUUGGAACAGUCUUUAUGGAAACAGACAGCGAUGUAUUCAACAAGGUGAUAUGGCUGAAGCAACUCGUGAGAUGUUACAAAAGAAUGCUGAAAGUAGCGGAAGAUGAAUCAGAAAGGGAUGAAAUUGAACAAAAGGGCAAGGAUCAUGUAAAUCACCUUUAUGGUUUAAUUCAAGAGUUCAAGCACACAUCAUCUUUCCCGAGUUUAUUACUAUGUAUUGGAGAGUUUUAUCAAUGCAUACGUGACUUUCACAGAGCCAGAAUCACUUUUCGCCAGUUAUAUUCCAAACCAACACAACCGGAACAGAAAGUGAAAGCUCGAAAACACGAGAGGAAAGCUUACAUUUAUUAUCUACAGUGCUUCCUAUUAGAACAAAGAAAGAAUAAAUCAGAAAAUUUACAAAAUGAAGCAUGCGUCGAAUUAGAAGAUGCAGCAUGUAAAGAAGUAGAAAAUCUGAUCCCAAAUUGUCACAAAAUUGUGAUGAAUCAUGCAGAAGAGAAAAUGGAGCUGGAACACAUUUUGUUUAUGUCUACACCAGAGAGUAUUCUGAAGCACGAGGAAAGAGCAUGUAUUCAGUAUCUAAAUAGCCGUUUACGGCAUUUACAGUAUGGUAGUUUAAAUAGACAUGACUAUAAUCUGCACGUGAAAGAAAUCGAAGAACUUUUGCAAAAAUUUUCUGACAUGCCAUUAAAACAUGAAAUGUUAGGACUAGCCGAUAUGAAAAGUCAAUUCUGCCUUUUAGAAAAGAAACAAACAUUUUAAACGUUUAAUUGCGACAUUUAAAGCUAAGUUUAACGCGUUAAAUCAAUUCAUCAAUUUAUGCAGCACAAUCACCUUUCAAAUUUAGUAAAAAAAUAUUAGAUCUGCAAAUUAACGGUAGCAACUUUGUGUUUUUUCCUCUGCCGGAUUUCAACCUAUGCUUCUGUGAACUCAUGACAACACCACCUGUACUGUCUUAUGAUAUAGACUACUCAAACAACUAAGCUUAAUUAAACAAAAUAGCUUUUGUUCGUCGAGUAAUGACUUUCCUGGUCGGUUUUAUCUGUAACACUUUAUGACGUAUUAUAGCAUGCACAUGAACUACCUUGUAGAUAAGAUUUUUUCAUGUUUGUCGUAAAAGAUAACAAUAUUUUCUAUGCAUUCACAUCCAUAUCAUUUUAAUAUAUAUGUCUAAAUAUGUGACAUCUUUGUGACAGACGUUCUCAAUCAGAUAAACUAGGAUUAUACAGGGCUAUAAACACUAGAUACAUAUACCUUUAGCCCAACAAUAUCAGAUCUGCAAAAUUUGUGGCGAUAUCGAUGUCACAGAGACGUUGGCUCAAAUACUGCAGAAAAAAUCAAAUUUUCAUGGAAAGUAAUUUCAAUUCCUUGUGUUUGUAAAAAAAUAAUUAUUUAUAUAAAAUAUCUUGCAAUCUU